AUGUCGCUCACAUCCCGCAUCGCCCUCGCGGGCUCGGAGGGCACCGACCCGGAGGACUUUCUCUCCGAGUCUCUGGGCGUCGUCUUCCCGGACGACGUGACGAACCAGCACGGGGACCCGGACUCGUGGCUGGUGUACACGUCGCCGCAUCUGCCUAAACCCUUGCAGCUGAGGCUGUGCCAGCCGGGGGACGACACGGAGAGGGGGCUGUUCAGCCACUUCCUGUGGAACUCGUCGCUGCUGCUCGCCGAGCUGAUAGAGCGGGACUCGUAUCUAAUAAGCGAGGAGGGCGCUACCGUGGAAGGGGAUGAGGCCAAGUCGGUAGGCCUCUUCGACGUGAGGGGGCGGAGGACUGUAGAGCUGGGCGCGGGCACGGCGCUGCCGAGCAUCAUGGGCGGGCUGCUGGACGCCGAGGAGGUUCUCGUGACGGAUUACCCUGCUCCGCCGCUGAUAGAGGCGCUCAGGACGAACGUCAAGAAGAACGUGAAGGUUGAGAUGUCCCCCCUAGGCAGGGUGUCUCUCGACGUGAGGGUCCUGGGCCACGAAUGGGGAACGUUCCCCGAGGGAGACGGGGUGACCGGGAAGAGGCACGCUUUCGACCGCGUGCUCAUCUGCGACUGUCUGUGGAUGCCAUGGCAGCACGGGAACCUCCAGCGGUCCGUCGACUUCCUCCUCAAGCAGACGACGGAGGCUAGGUGCUGGGUCGUCGCUGGGUUCCACACGGGCCGGGCGAAGAUGGCCGGGUUCUUUGACGAGGAGGCAUUGAAGGAGGAGGCCGGGUGCGAGAUUGAGAAGAUAUGGGAGCAGGACUGCGAUGGGAAGCAGAGGAAAUGGGUGAAGGACCAAGCAGAGGAGGAUCCAGGGACGAGAAAGCGGUGGCUGGUUGUUGCGGUGUUGAAGAGGGUGCAGAGAGAGAGAUAA
Clonostachys rhizophaga is the source of this 921-nucleotide messenger RNA. The record is from the annotation of a GenBank genome assembly. Lineage: Eukaryota; Fungi; Ascomycota; Sordariomycetes; Hypocreales; Bionectriaceae.